UACUAUCAAUUUAAACAGUGCUACCAACAAAAAAAUAUCCCGCCGCGACGCAAAUUUUGUAAUAAUUAUUAGCUAAAUUUUAUUCACAUUAAAGCGAUAAUUCUCAGAAUGACUGAUAAUUACAAGCGGUAUGAAAAAUCACUGGGAUUGCUUACAACAAGAUUUGUUUCUUUGCUGCAAAAAGCUAAAGACGGCGUACUAGAUUUGAAAAUUGCUACUGAUCUUUUAGCUGUUAGGCAAAAGAGAAGGAUAUAUGAUAUUACUAAUGUCUUGGAAGGUAUCGGUUUAAUUGAAAAGAAAAGCAAAAAUAGCAUACAAUGGAAGGGUGUUGGUCCUGAUGGAAAAACGAGCAGUAUUGGUGAAAAAGUAACAUUACUUCGGUGGCAAAUCGGGAAAUUAGAGGAACAUGAGCAAUUACUUAAUAAACAGCUACAUUGGAUUGAACAAAGUAUUAAAAAUGUUUUGGAUGAUACAGAUAAUCAAGCUUUAGCUUAUGUAAAGGAAAAUGAUAUAAAACAAUGUUUUGAAGAUGACCAAGUGUUAGUUUUAGAGGCUCCAUUGGGGGCAGAUUUUACAGCCGGGACAGUGCCCAAGAAGGAUAAGGAGCAGAACUAUAUCCUACAUGUCAAAUCCCAGGAUCCGAUUGGUGUAAUAUUACUGUGUGAUAAAGAAAAGUUAAAGGAUGUAGAAGAUGAAGAAAUGGAUACAGUAGUUCAGGAAUCCUUGGAAACUGACAUAGGUGUGGCACAAACUAAUUAUUUAUUAAGAUUGAGUCCACCACCUUCCAAACACGACUUUUCGUUUUCAUUAUGUGGUUCAGAAGGUUUAUGUGAUUUAUUUGAUAUACCUUGUUAA
Molecule: messenger RNA, 855 nt
Organism: Diatraea saccharalis (sugarcane borer)
Lineage: Eukaryota; Metazoa; Arthropoda; Insecta; Lepidoptera; Crambidae
Source: the annotation of a GenBank genome assembly